Anastrepha obliqua is the source of this 1421-nucleotide messenger RNA. RefSeq lists its product as uncharacterized. Lineage: Eukaryota; Metazoa; Arthropoda; Insecta; Diptera; Tephritidae. Gene Ontology annotation, biological process: regulation of transcription by RNA polymerase II. Bases 229 to 1152 code for a protein of 307 amino acids. The transcript has 3 exons. The record is from RefSeq and is a predicted model, not a curated record. Gene Ontology annotation, cellular component: transcription regulator complex; nucleus.
UACGGUGGCGUUACUUUGGUGAGUUUUCAUUAAAGUGGCAUUUUCAUAAGAUUUUUGUGUCAACAAGUUUACGUAGCCACUAACUGCACCAUAAUUAAGACUUAAUUCAAAGGAUUAUUUUUUAAGUGUUUUCAAUUUCAACGAUUUAUUGCUACGCUUAAUUUCACGUUUGCUUCGCGUUACUUCAUUUGACUGAUUUUGUUUUUAAGUAAAUAUACAUAAAUAUUUAUGAACAUGGAUGAUACGACGCUUAUACGAAUGGUGAAAAGUAAUGAACACCUGUACAAUAAAUAUAAUAAAUAUUAUAAAUCUGUUGAAAAGAAAAAGGCCACUUGGCAACGGAUAGCCCGUGAGCUUGGGAUUAAUGAAACGAUUUGUAUACGCCGUUGGACAUGUAUGCGUGAACGAUACUCGAAGGAAAGCCGCCGUUUGACUGCUCUUGUUAAUAAUGGAAUGACAACAUCACACAUAUGGCCACUAUUCGAGGAAAUGGAGUUUUUAAAACCAUUUGUAAUUCCGCGAAAUCGGUCUUUUAUGGGAAACUCGUCCUUUUCAGUGAAAGUUAAAGAACAGCCUGAUUCGUUUAUUACAGAUCAAGAGGAUGCUACAGAAUAUGAACAAGGAAACUCGUCCUUUUCAGUGAAAGUUAAAGAACAGCCUGAUUCGUUUAUUACAGAUCAAGAGGAUGCUACAGAAUAUGAACAAGUUACGGAGCCAUUUCAGUUCAAAGAUUCAGCAUCACAUGCGUCUGAGCAGGAGACUGAGCGCGAAGAAAUGGAUGCAUUCCUGCCAACAGACACAUUAUCAUUAUCUGCACCGCAUCUUAAAAGACCGAACUCGGCUCAAAUAGACGAGCCAAAGGUUUUCCAUUUAUCUGCGGCAAAGUCGAUAAAUCAACAUACAAGUAAUAGAAACCAUGACCAGCCGCAACACCAUAAGUGUGAAGUUGAAAAGAAACUAAAUACUGCUUUAAAAAUGUUCGAGGAAGUGUGUAAUGGAACAAAAGCACGCCACCGAAAUCCUGCAGUGCAUGGUUUUGGUGAAAUGAUUGUCGAAACAAUUUGUGGGAUGAGUGAACGAAAGCAGACAAUAGCCAUGCAAAAGGUAACCGAAUUGGUGAUGAACUUAAAAAUGGAGCCGGAAAGCAUGUAGAGAAAAAGUGAUUGGAGAUUGUUUUAUUUUUUUAUUUAAUUUUAAUAUGUAUAUAUAAGUUUAUAAUAUUAAAUGAUGGAGUCUAGUAAAAAUAUAAUACAUUGUAUGUAUAUAUCUGUGGCAAUAUUCUAAAAAAGCUUAAGUCAAAAGUGAGUUAAGGUCAUAUUCUAAUGCGCCUUUUUACAAUCCGAAUCUGUUUUCAAGUGCUUCGUUUUUCGUAAAAGUUAUCACUAAAUGACUUAACAAAUUUAAUAUAAUCAAGCGUCAAA